This is a messenger RNA of Musca vetustissima, 1668 nucleotides long. It is a transcript of the gene Ugt36A1, whose product is annotated as UDP-glycosyltransferase UGT5. Gene Ontology annotation, molecular function: UDP-glycosyltransferase activity. The annotation marks the transcript as partial. The record is from RefSeq and is a predicted model, not a curated record. The transcript is spliced from 5 exons. Lineage: Eukaryota; Metazoa; Arthropoda; Insecta; Diptera; Muscidae.
AUAACACAACACAAAUUGAAUUGUAUUGUUAAUUUGAUACUUUUUAAAUUGGCUUUACCUUCAAUAAACACAAAGCACAAUAGUUCGUUCGACAGAAUGUGUUACGCCAUUAAGUUCAUAUACCUGUUUUGUUUCCUAUUAGUUGUACCCAAUGAGAGUAGAGAAAUUUUGGGAAUAUUUCCACACUUUGGUUAUAGCCAUUUCAAAGUGUUCUAUCCGUUACUACGCAACUUAGCCGAAAGAGGUCACAAUGUAACGGUCAUUACAUACAUCAAAAGUCCUGAUCCGCCUUUGACAACAUACCAGGAACUCCUGUUGGAACAAGUGGAGGUGAUUAAUGUUGUACCCUUGACUGAGUGGAUGCCACGGACGUGGAAAGGUCUCAUCGAUGAAUAUGUGGGUCUUCAUGUAGAGGGCCAGGAAUCUUGUGAGCGUCUGUAUGACAGUGGUUAUAUUCAGGAAGUGCUGCAACGCCAUGAAAAGAAACCAUACGACAUUGUUAUCACCGAAUACUUCAACUCAGAUUGUCAGUUGGUUGUUCCCUAUCUCAUGAAAACGCCAAUUGUUGGCUUGAGUAGUUGUCUCUUGAUGCCCUGGUAUUAUGAACGUAUACUGCUGCCAGACACCCCAUCAUUUGUACAAUCAGAAUUUAUUGGAUUCGCUACACCUCUCAAUUGGCACGAAAGACUAACAAACUUUUUACAAGCUAAAGUCUUAUCGCUACUUUAUCGUUUCCAUACUAAUCAUCUUGAUAAUGAAUUAAUACGCCAUCAUCUGAAUGUGACCGUUGAUGUCAACGACAUAGCAAAGCAACAGACCGCAAUUAUAUUUGGAAAUCAACACUAUUCAUUGACUGGCAUACGUCCGCAUUCGGAACAGUUUCUUGAAAUUGGAGGCAUUCAUAUUCAGGAGAAUAAAGUCAAUGAGAAGCUACCGGCGCCAAUUGAAAAAUUCUUGGAAAAGUCCACUGGCGAAAAUGUUAUUUUCAUUAGUUGGGGUUCUAUGAUUCGUGCAUCUACUAUGGAUUCGACUAAGCUAAAUGCGAUAUUGACUGUUUUGCAGAAAAAUAAUUUAAAGGUCAUUUGGAAAUGGGAAACCGAUGAUGUUCCAAUAAAAAGUAAUAAUUUUCUUUUUGUUAAAUGGGCGCCACAAUUAGCACUACUGUGUCAUCCGAAAGUAAAACUAUUUUGGGGUCAUGGCGGACUAUUAGGAACAACAGAGGCCGUUUAUUGUGGCAAACCGAUGAUAAUAACUCCAAUAUAUGGCGAUCAAUUUGUAAAUGGUUUUGCUGUACAAAAUCGAAAAGCUGGACGUAUUUUGAAUUUCGAAAAUAUAAAUGAAAAUAAUUUAGAUAAAAUUCUAAAAGAAAUGCUGCAAAACUCAAGAUACGAAGAAAAUGCCAAAGGACUAUCGAAAAUAUUUCGCAAUCGUCCCAACACGGCUUUAGAAAUAUCAACCUGGUGGGUUGAACAUAUAAUGGAAUAUGAAAAUGCGCGUGAAAUGUUACAUACACAUGCUGUUGAUUUGAAUUGGUUUAUAUAUUAUUCAUUAGAUUCUAUUUGUAUUAUAUUGGCGACCCUCAUUGGACUAAUAAUGAUUUCAUGGUAUAUAAUGAAAUUGCUGAUGUCCUGUACCACAAAGAAGAAAAGCAAGUUAAAACAGCAAUAG